ACUCACCCCACAAACAUUUCACUUCUUUCUCCCUCAAUUUAUCCGCUCUAGUCUCGUUCUAAGUAUGCUCUGUGGUUGCGGCUAAGUCCGAUCUUCCACAUCAGAAAGAAUUACUAGAGUUUGACCCUAAAGCCCCCGUCCCGCUAAGUUCUCGUCCCUUACAAAUCUAAACCCGUCGAACCUCUGUCCGGCUUCCGCCAAUAAUGGACGAAGAGGCUCUUCGUGUAGGUUUUUGGUUUGUGAUUUUUUUUAAUCGAAACAAUUUGAUUUUUCUUUUAUCAAAACAAUCUCUGAUUUCAUUACUUUUUUAUAGAUGGGUGCCGAGAUAUACGAUCCUCGAUUGUAUAUCCAUUAUGGCCCAAGGGAUGCGAGUCUCUUAACCGAUCAAGAAAUGCAUCGCUCCCGUGCCAUUUGGGAUAACAAUCCGGAAUCUCUUGUUCCCGUGGUUCAUAAAGGGACCAAUAACUUGCCCGCUUGGCAUCCAAGGUUGGAGCCCUAUAUAGCGAGGACCGGUUUGGGAAUGUUGCGCCAUUUCUUGCGGAUCGAGAUCGACAACGAGCUGCUUACGGCAAUGACAGAACGAUGGCGUCCCGAAACCCAUACAUUCCACCUUCCGGAGGGGGAAAUGACGAUCACCCUCAAAGACGUGGCGAUCCUCACCGGGCUUUCUAUAUCUGGAGAUGCCAUCAUUGGUUCCACGACCAAACCCGGAGGAGGUUGGGGGCCGCUCAUCCGUGAUCGUUUGGGCUUCGACAUGCCGACCACCACACCAAAUCAAGGACGGGGGCAUCCACCGUUGAAUGCGGGGCAAGUGUCGGUCCCGUGGCUGGUAUCUCACAUCCAGCAAGAGGUGGAAAUCAAUGACGAGACACCGGAAGAACAAGUCGAGCGCUACGCCCGCAUCUACCUCAUCGAGAAGAGUUGGGGAUCGGCCGUGCUAGCGGGCGUAUACCGGGAGCUGUGUACUUGCUCGAAGGUUGGGGCAAAGCAAGCUGGUGCUGCGAUGUUCAUCGUUCAACUGUGGGUAUGGGAGCAUCUUCCAAUGUUCGCACCUCUCGACCCACGUCCAUACCAGAGAAACGAUGAUGAGCUCAACCUUCUGCAAAAUCUCCCCUACGGUGUCAAGUGGAUAGGAGCAAAUACGAAUGACCAUCAGCCUGAGCAUUCGUUACUGUUUUAUCGUUCUGAGUUAGAUAAACCAUGGUGGAAUCAGGUUAUAUGGGAUCCAUAUCCACGUGAAGUGGUUGAGCUGCAUCAUCUUAGGCACCCUCUGGAUCACGAGACGUGGUUGUGCAAGGUGCCAUUGAUCUGUUGGCACAUUGUGGAAUGGCACCUACCCGAUCGAUCCCUGAGGCAAUAUCGAAUGGAGCAACCAAUUCCACAAGACUCGCCAGCAGGUUUCAGGGAGCUACAUGCUAUGGACCUCCGAAACAAUGCAAACUGGACGCUAAAGCAUGGAUUCUACAUCAACAUCUGGGAGAAUCGAUCCCAAUGGGUGGUGCAAGGGAUGCCGGAGACAAGACCGAUGGGUUACCACGAUGGGUACAUGCAGUGGUAUCGGAAGUUCACCCUGAGAUGGGUGUCAAAGCAAGGUGCUGUGAUGGGUUCGGUGGUUGAUGGUUUGGAACACGCGAAGUACACUCUCGAAAGUGCUCCAACCAUGGAUGAGCGGAAGACUACUUGGUUGACCCGACUUAUGAAUAACCUCCUGAGUUGCACCAGAGAGCAAAGGAGGGAUGUCGUGGCCUAUCCUCCCGUUCCUGCCCCGGCACGACCCUCAUUCCGUGAUGAUGCAGCCAUUGUGCCCCCGGUUGAGCCCCCACGAAGGAGCAAACGCAGGCCUCUGCCUACGUUCGAUGAGGUGCGUACAACUCAAGAAACCGAGAUCCCUGAACCGUUCGAGUACCAGUGGGCACCUACAGCGGAAGCCGGUGGAGGGUCAUCGAGUCGUGGAGCAUCUCAGGAGUGGGACACUUUCUCUCAUGGGUUCUCUCAAUUCCAACAUCAGCAACAGAGUUCGAUGUAUCAGACCCCGCAACAACAAACUCCGCAACCUCCGAUCAUUCGCCAAGCUACCGCUCCAUCUCAGCCACCACCACCGCCAUAUGUAACCCGAGUUGGGGCUCGGGUCAAGAGAAAUCCGCGACCAGCCGUUGAGCGAGCCCGCCAAGAAGCAGCGCCGGAGGGGGGAAGAAGGGGUCGAGGACGUCGUGGAGGACGAGGAGGAAGAGGUGGAGAUGGGGGCCAAAAUGAAGCAAAUGAGUGAAUUUAUCGUUUUAUCUUGCAGUAGUGAUCUAUCCAUGUUGUUUUGGUGCUUUUUAGGUGUUGUUAUUUGGGUUUGCAUUGUCUAAAAACUAUCCUACGCACUUAAGUUGUCGAAUGAAUUUUCUGGAUCAUU
Messenger RNA from Linum trigynum, 2398 nucleotides. The record is from the annotation of a GenBank genome assembly. NCBI's taxonomy places the organism in Eukaryota, Viridiplantae, Streptophyta, Magnoliopsida, Malpighiales, Linaceae.